Messenger RNA from Triticum aestivum (bread wheat), 1377 nucleotides. RefSeq lists its product as uncharacterized. Bases 215 to 1231 code for a protein of 338 amino acids. The record is from RefSeq and is a predicted model, not a curated record. Gene Ontology annotation, cellular component: endoplasmic reticulum. The transcript is spliced from 2 exons. Lineage: Eukaryota; Viridiplantae; Streptophyta; Magnoliopsida; Poales; Poaceae.
UGCUUGCUCCAGUAGUGACAGAACCCGAAAGAUUCCGCCGCUGUGCCGCUCGCCAAACACCCACCAAAACCCCACCAAAAACGCAGUUUCUAUUAUAUCAGGACUAGGGAAACCCUUUGCUCCCCAAGUGAUAUCGGUCAAACGUGCGAACACGCAAACACAAGAAGGAGAGCCUUCCCUCCGGAUCUUGACGCCGCUUCUCUUCUUGUUCGCCAUGUGCGGUGGCAGACGGCGCCGUCGCGGCGGCUCUGACGCGACGGCAGGAGAGCCCGGCGGGUGGGGGUUCUGCGCGCCAGCGCUCGCCGUCGUGGCCCUGGCGGCCGCCGCGGCGGUCGCGUUCCUGGAGGGCACCGCCGGCGGCGUCGCCUACGCGGGCGACGGGUGGUUCCACGAGUGCGCCAAGUGGGACGCCGAAGGCGGGAGGUUCCUGGUGUCCACCUUCUUCGGCGCCGGCGUGGCCGAGGUGCGCGUCGGGGCGGGGGAAGAGGAGGCCCUGGCUGAGCGGGUCGUGGUGGCGGACCCCGACGUGGCCGGGAGGGUGGCGCUGGGGCUCGUCGUGGACGCGCCCAGGCGGCGGAUCCUCGUGGCCUACGCCGACCGGCCUCCGAGCUUCGGGUACGCCGCCGUGGGCGCGUACGAUCUUCGCUCGGGGCGCCGCCUCUUCCUCGCCCGGCUCGACGGACCAGGCGAGUCCUCGUUCGCCGACGACGUGGCCUCGGACGACGACGGCAACGUGUACGUGACCGACAUCCUGGGCAACAAGAUCUGGAAGGUGAACCCGGACGGCGAGCCGCUCUCUGUCUUCAAGAACGCCACCUUCAGGCAGCGGCCCGGGACGAUGGACAACCUCAUCGGCCUCAACGGCAUCGUCUACCACCCCAACGGCUACCUCAUCGUCGUCCACACCUCCGGCGGCGACCUCUUCAAGGUGGACCCCAAGACGGGGGCCGUGAGCGUCGUCAGGGUGCGGGGCUCGCUCAAGAGCGGCGACGGGCUGGAGCUGAUCUCGCCGACGAAGCUGGCCGUCGCUGGCAAGCCGAGCAGGCUGGUCGAGAGCUCCGACGACUGGGAGACCGCGAGCGUCACGGGACGGUAUGUCGGGCCGGUGCACCGGAUUGGGUCGUCGGCGACGGUGAAGGACGGGGACGUGUACGUCAACCACAUCGUCGGGUUCGGUCUCGGCAGGAAGAAGACGCACGUCCUCGCCAAGGCGGUGUUCGCGCCUUUGUAGCACUCCAUCGAUGUGGUCGAGUUGAUGUGGCAUUUGUCUAUUUUAUUAAAUUCAGUCGUAUUUCUUGGCUACCACUCUUGCCAUCCCACCAAAGAGAAUAGCCUUCAACCAAGGGAUGAAAGUUCAUGUGAUAUGUUGCCAUUUUA